ACUAGCACUCACCGUAUCAUAUUUUCAUGGCUUUCAACACCCAAACACACCUUCUCUUUCUCAUUCUCUUUCUAUCCAUAUUCCCAUUGAAAUCUCUUUCAUGGAGUGCAGAAGAAAGUGAAAAAGAUUUCAAGAAAUGGCUGUCAUGGAACAUCGAAGACUACAGCAGAAAGGCUGUCGUGGGCCCAAAAUCCGUUACCAGGACAAACGGUGGCCAGAGAAUCAUAGAUGUGAAGUUGAGAAUGGCCGAAGAGAGGAGAAUAAAAGUAAGUGUUAGCCAAGAUGGGAGUGGUGAUUUUAUGAGCAUAGGAGAAGCUCUUGAUAGUAUUCCAAAGAAAAAUACAAGGAGAGUAGUCUUGGAUAUCAAACCUGGUGUUUAUAGGGAGAAGAUUGUGAUCCUGAAAUCACAACCGUUCAUCACGUUUUUAGGGGAUGUUGAGAGCCCACCGACUAUAACAGGAAACGAUACAGCUUCGGAAGUUGGAAAAGAUGGGAUACCUUUGAAAACGUUCCACAGUGCAACCGUUGCUGUCAAUGCUGAUUACUUCAUCGCAGCAAACAUAAAGUUUGAGAAUACAGCACCUCACCCUGACACUGGCUCAAUUGGAGGACAGGCAGUGGCCGUCCGCAUAUCAGGAAACAAAGCAGCAUUCUAUGAUUGCGGUUUCUACGGUAAUCAGGACACUCUCUAUGAUCACAAGGGGCUACACUACUUCAACAACUGCUUCAUCCAAGGGUCUGUGGACUUCAUCUUCGGAUAUGGGAGAUCCUUGUAUGAGAACUGCUUCUUGAACUCCAUCACGAAGAAAGUGGCAUCUCUCACAGCCCAAAAGCGAACUACGGCCUCAUUAGCGAGCGGAUUUUCAUUCAUAAACAGUGUGGUGACUGGAAGUGGCAUGGUGUAUCUAGGAAGAGCAUGGGGUGAUUAUUCGAGGGUCGUUUUCUCUUACACAUUCAUGGACAAGGUCGUCAUACCGCAGGGAUGGAAUGAUUGGGGCAUCCAAAAGCGCGAUUUGAGUGUAUACUAUGGAGAGUACAAAUGCAGUGGACCCGGUGCUAACUCGACGGGAAGGGUUCAUUGGGCCCGGUUGCUAACCGAUGAAGAAGUGAAGCCAUUCAUCGGGACACAUUACAUCGACGGCAAAAGAUGGUUGUUGGGCCCUUAGGAUAAUUAGCUCUCCCUCUUUCCUAUCUAUGAUGAAGAUGAAGAUGGGCCACAAAAACAAAGGUCUACAAUAAUGUAUUAAUAUUACUCAUGUAAUUCAUGAUCCUUGGAAUAAAUCAAAACUUGAU
Magnolia sinica is the source of this 1293-nucleotide messenger RNA. RefSeq names its product probable pectinesterase 53. Gene Ontology annotation, molecular function: pectinesterase activity. NCBI's taxonomy places the organism in Eukaryota, Viridiplantae, Streptophyta, Magnoliopsida, Magnoliales, Magnoliaceae. The record is from RefSeq and is a predicted model, not a curated record. The transcript is spliced from 5 exons. Gene Ontology annotation, biological process: cell wall modification. The coding region runs from base 27 to 1166 and encodes 379 amino acids.